UGUCAGCGACAUGCUUGAAAGGAGAGAAAUAUACUGUAACCUAGAUUUCAAAGGUCACAGUAAUACUGCCCCAAGCAUUUUCAAACCCAUGAUUUAUGUGCCAGUGUAUUAGCAAUAUGGAUGGUUGCAAGGUUUGGUCUGUUCUGCUGAUUAUAGUUUACAGCCUGUCCCAAAGAUGUAUGCCGUGUGGUAUUUCAACACAUAUUGAAAUAGCACACCGAGCUCUGGAAUUUUUCAGUAAACAUGAAGGGAAUGUUAACUACAGAAAGUUGUUACUAAACCAUCAGGAUGCAUUUCAGGCUGGGAGCCUUUAUCCUGAUGCCUUUUAUCCUGUUAUCUGCAGGAAUGGAAUAUUCCAUUAUGUUUCUGAAGACACUCACUGGGCACCAUUUCUCAACACUAGUAUCCAUUACAUCAGGAAGAAGUAUCCUCAGCCUUGGGAGGAGGCUACAGAGAAACUGGUGGCUUUCCUGUUUGGAAUUGCCUCACAUAUGGUGGCAGAUGUGAGCUGGCAUAGCUUGGGCAUUCACCAAGGAUUUCUAAGGACCAUGGGAGAAAUUGAUUUUCAUGGCUCAUACUCAGAUGCUCAUGGUACUGGUGAUUUUGGAGGUGACGUAUUGAGCCAGUUUGAGCUUGAUUUUAGUUACCUGAAAGCAGACUGGUAUGUACCAGUCAAAGACCUGCUAGCUAUCUAUAAGGAAUAUUAUGGCCAAGAAGUAAUAACCGAAGACACAAUUAUUGACUGCACUUACCUGCUGUUUCUCGAAUUGCAUGGAGAAAUGCUUGCUGUUGCCAAGCUUUUCCCAUCAUAUGCUAGCAAAUCUCCAUUUUUGGUGGAGAGGUUCCAGGAGUAUUUCCUUGGAGGAUUGGAUGACAUGGCAUUUUGGUCAAAUAAUAUUUUUCAGCUAGCAAGCCACAUGUUAGAAAAUGGGACUAGUGGCUGCUUCAUACCUGAGAACCCUCUGUUUAUAGAGUGCAAUGGGGAGCACAAGAACAGCGACAUAAUUAAAGAGUCCAAAAAGGAACAGCACAAGAGCAUGACUUCUUCACUCACAAAAACAAUUGAAAAGAAUAUAAAUUAUACGGAGAAAGGAGUUUAUUUCAAUAUGCAGUCCUGGGCAACCAAAUCCCUCCACUUUAUUAAUAGUGCUUUUGCAAAGAAUGUCAGGAAAGCAUUUGCAGUCAUGCAUCAGCAAUCCUCUAACCACGUCUUCAAGCCCACAGCCUCAUACUUUCUGGAAUCACCCUAUGCCAGGCUUGGAUGGGCAAUGGCCUCAGGUGACUUAAACCAAGAUGGUUAUGAGGAUCUAGUGGUUGGAGCACCAGGAUACAGCAGAUUGGGCCGUGUUCAGAUAGGACAGGUGUACAUAAUCUACAGUAAUCGGUCAGGUUUGCCUCCAGUAAACAUGGAUCUAGACAAGGAAGCGGAUCAAGUGCUGGAGGGUUGUCAGCCUUCAGGCAGGUUCGGUUCUGCCAUAGCAGUACUGGACUUCAAUGAGGACGGAGUACCAGACAUAGCGGUGGGAGCACCUUCUGUAGGAUCACAGAAUCUCACUUAUACAGGUGCUGUGUAUGUAUAUCUGGGCACUACAGGAAGAGGCUUGUCACCUUGGCCAAACAUUACCAUAAUUUGCCAGCACACAUUCUGUAACCUUGGCUGGUCACUGCUGGCUGCUGAUAUUGAUGGGGAUGGAAAGUCUGAUCUGGUUGCCGGUUCUCCUUAUGCACCUGGCGGUGGGAAGCAGAGAGGAUUUGUAGUUGCAUUUUAUUCUCACUUCAACAGGAGUGACAAAGAGCUGCUGUCAGUAGAGGAUGCCAACUGGAUGGUGAAGGGGGAAAAGAACUAUGCCUGGUUUGGAUAUUCACUUGUUAGUCACCAGUUGAAGAACAAAACCUUACUGCUGAUUGGAAGCCCUACCUGGAAGAGCUGUAUUGGUCUAGGUUGCUACAGCUCAUUGGAUACCAAACAGAGUGUUGGAAAGGUGUAUGGAUAUAACCCACCAAGCACACUAAGCUGGUUUUCCAUAACUGGAGACAUGGACAGGGGCAAACUGGGUUCGUCGUUGGCCAGUGGCUUCAUGUCUGUGGCUGGAAUUCCAAGAGAAGUGUUGGUGGUGGGUGCACCUACCUCUGACAGCACAUCUAGGAUUGCAUUUAUACCCUCAGUACUGCACCAAGCUGGAACUGUUCUGAUGUAUGACUUGACAGAUGGUGCCAAACCUUCUUUGCUCAGCACUUUCAGUGGGGACAGGAGGUUCUCUCGCUUUGGAGGAGAUGUACACUUAAAUGACCUGGACAAUGAUGGACUAGAUGAAAUUAUUGUGACAUCUCCUCUGAGAACUGACGACAUCACGUCUGUACUGUUUGGAGGGGAGGCUGGACGUGUGUACAUCUACAAUGGAAACCAGACCACCUCCGGUCAUGUGACAGACAACUGCAAAUCAUGGACUUCUCCUUGUCCUGAGGACUGGGCACAAUAUGUACUAAUUUCUCCUGAAGAAAGAUCAAGGUUUGGGAGCUCCAUCAUCACUGUGAAAUCUCAAGGAAAGGUGAGAGAAACGAACAUCACUCUUGUCUGCCAGCUUAUUUCUUGCCAACACUUGUCUGUGUUAUUUGCAUAUAUUACUUAGAAUGGCACCAUUCCUCUGCAGAUCCCAAAGUGCUUUACAGAAGCUAAUCAAGCUUCCCCAUUAAGUCACCCUCUGGGCCAAUAUUAACUCCCUUUUUAGAGUGGGUAAAAUGAGGCAAAGAGGCCAUAGCUGUCUGAAUUUCGGCACCUGAAAAGGAAUCCACUUAAAAAAACCCCAAACUUGCUCUUAGCAACUUGCCCAAGUCAGCUUGGAAAACGUGUCUGCAAGUCGGCUGCAGACUUGACUCAAUCCUGUGUUUUAACCACUAGACUACACUCCAACAGCCCGUUAUAAGCAAUGUUGAUGCUCAUGACAUACUGUAAAAUUGGCUACUGGGCAAAUGACUAUGGUCAGUAUAUAUGUAGUCUUCUAUUUUAGUGCUUGUUUCCAGUAGCACUACCCAAAGGCAAGGCCCAGUCCUUGCCCUGAUAAUCUUGGAGGGCUUCAUAUGCCCCACUCCUCUCUGGAUGAAGAUAUGAGCCUUUGGAGGGAGACAAAGUCUCUGCCUGCAUCCAGAGGUGCUGGAACAAUUUGUAUAGUGGGGGUGGCUGAGAGCCACUGAACCAAACUGUAAACCCUGAAUAUG
Molecule: messenger RNA, 3216 nt
Organism: Terrapene triunguis (Three-toed box turtle)
Lineage: Eukaryota; Metazoa; Chordata; Testudines; Emydidae
Gene: GPLD1
Product: glycosylphosphatidylinositol specific phospholipase D1
Exons: 24
Coding region: 96-2630 (844 amino acids)
Cellular component (GO): extracellular matrix; extracellular region
Molecular function (GO): GPI anchor phospholipase D activity
Source: RefSeq, a predicted model, not a curated record